Colletotrichum karsti is the source of this 900-nucleotide messenger RNA. RefSeq names its product NmrA-like family protein. NCBI's taxonomy places the organism in Eukaryota, Fungi, Ascomycota, Sordariomycetes, Glomerellales, Glomerellaceae. The transcript has 3 exons. The coding region runs from base 1 to 900 and encodes 299 amino acids. Gene Ontology annotation, molecular function: oxidoreductase activity. The record is from RefSeq and is a predicted model, not a curated record.
AUGUCUGCUAUCAAGAAGGUCGCGGUUGUUGGAGCUUCCGGAAACCUGGGUCCGAAGGUUGUUGAAGGAUUGCUCGAAGGCGGUUUUGAAGUAACGGCGAUCAGCAGAAAAGAAUCUUCUGCCACUUUCCCACCCGGAGUCAACGUUAAGAAGGUUGACCUUAGUUCGCUUGAGUCUCUUACGGGGGCCUUCAAGGGUCAUGACGCCGUUGUCUCCACAGCUGCUACGGCGGCAGCAGGUGGCCAGCAAUUACUUAUUGAUGCUGCUGUUGCGGCACAGGUCAAGCGCUUCAUUCCUUCCGAAUUCGGAAUACACACUCGUGAUGCCCGCGGAACCAAAAUCGGGGGUCUCUUAGCACCCAAGAUCCAGAACACCGACUAUCUGAUCGAGCUUUCCAAGAAGCACGACUGGUUCAGCUGGACUGGAAUCGCAGUUGGUCCCUUUUUUGACUGGAGCUUCGGCAACGGCUUGCUGGGACUCGAUGUCAAGAAUAAGACCGCAACAAUCUUUGACUCUGGCAACGAGCCAUUCUCCCCCUCCUCCCUAGCCUUCAUCGGCAAGUCUGUUGCUGGGAUGCUCAAAAACCCAGAAGCAACAGCCAACAAGUACAUCACAACAGCGUCAUUCACAACUUCCCAGCGUGAGCUGUUGAAAAUUGUGGAAGAGGAAACCGGAUCCACCUUUACCGUCAAGAACGUCAAGACUUCUGACUUGGAGAAGAUUGCCGAUGAGAAGUUGGCAAAGGGAGACUUCAGCGCUUUUGUUCAACUUCUUCAGCAGUAUGUGUUUGGAGAUGGAAAUGGACAUGCUGCGAGGGAAAAUGCUGCGGUGACUCUCUUGGGGCUGCAAGAGGAGGAUCUGAAGGCGGAGACCAAGAAGGCUCUAGCAGCGCUCAAUUAG